Molecule: messenger RNA, 6033 nt
Organism: Poeciliopsis prolifica (blackstripe livebearer)
Lineage: Eukaryota; Metazoa; Chordata; Actinopteri; Cyprinodontiformes; Poeciliidae
Product: NALCN channel auxiliary factor 1-like
Exons: 3
Coding region: 598-1755 (385 amino acids)
Biological process (GO): calcium ion import across plasma membrane
Cellular component (GO): plasma membrane
Molecular function (GO): stretch-activated, monoatomic cation-selective, calcium channel activity
Source: RefSeq, a predicted model, not a curated record
GCCCCAAAACAAAAAAAAGAGAAACAGCGACUUGUGACAUCUUAUUUUGAAAUGUACAACAGGAAGUAAGGCUACGUGUCGUGGCCGAAUUGACGCAGGAUGCUGCAAACACACACCGUCUCUUGGCGGACAUGGCGGCAACUUGAUGAAGACGGCGAGGGCUUGAAAAAGAAAGAAGACGUCCGUAGCAGGCUGUAGCUAGGCCCCAUCGCGCUGACACAAAAAGGCAACAGUCCUUCGCCAUGUUGGAAGACGAUAGCGCCCUUGUCCGCGAACGACCGAGGCCGGGGAAAACGUAAGCGCGUCAGUGAGUGUUUCUAAAAGCGGAGUCGCGGCUACGCAGAGGAGCGGAGCGGCGCCGCGCGGCAGCUCGGGGCGGACGGGAGGACAGCCAUGGAGGAUGCGGCCCGCGGUCGCAGGAGUCUGAUUACCCACCCUGCCCACGCUCCUUUGGAUGGGAAUUUCCGCUGAGCGCGACGGAAAGCCGGGACAACCCACUAGCCGACUCUUAAGGGGAGGAAAACGCGAUCGGCUCCCGACGUCCAUGACUGUUGCGGCAGAGGAGCCCCCACGGUGGAGUCGGCCGGUUCCCAAAAUAUGACCAGGGGUGCUGGGACGUGUUGGCAGCAAGACGACGACGACGGCUUCCAAAUCUGGCUCGAGCCCCCUCGCGACCACCAAAAGCCAUUCACCGACUCUGAGAGGGCGCAGAGAUGGCGACUGUCCUUGGCAUCUCUCCUGUUCCUCACCGUCCUCCUCUCUGAUCGCCUGUGGUUCUGCGCCGAGGCCAGGCUGGCCCGAACCCCGGACAAGUUCGCGUCCUCCCACCUCCGCUCCCCCCACACCCACUCGGUGCACAUCAGCCUCACAGAGAACCCCCACGCUAUUUUUCUAGGAAACUCCACCAAACAUCUGUGUCGCCUCGAAACUCGCCACCGGGACAGUUCGUCCGGCGACUGCUUCGCCUUCGCGGAUGCGGACGACCUGUGCCGCGGCCUCUCCGACAAGCAGGGCCCGCGGGUCGCUAACAUGAGCGACUUGUUCCUGUCCUUUUGUAACUCCUACUCUCUGCUGGACCUGUUCGACGGCUCGGCGAGCCCGGACAACCUGAACUGCAGCGUCCGGGCGCUGGAGGACGGCGACGCGACGCGAUGCGGCGAGUGCGUCCAGGCGUACCAGCGCUACGACCAGCACGCCCAGGAGAAAUACGAGGACUUUGAGCUCCUGACGGAGAAAUACGAGCCGGGGGCUUAUUCGGUGAGGACGUGCAUGGAGCAGUGCAAGAUGGCCUAUAAGCCCUGGCUCUGUACUCAGUACUUCCCCAACAUCAAGCAGUCUUGUCAGAGGAAGAUACCGUGCCAUCGGUACUGCCUGGAGGUCCAGCAGAGCUGCCCGUUCAUCCUGCCCGACAACGACGACCUGAUCCAUGGCGGAAACCCCAGCUUCAUCUGCACAGGGCUCCUGGGAGACCAUCCAUCAGACGGCGAGGCGGAGUGCUGCGACGUUCGAUGGGACUCCAAAAUGGACAGCCCUUCAGGCAGCACGCUUCAAAGGACUGCUUCUUCCUGCCAACCCGAGGGGGCUUCGGUCACUUCCGCCGCCAGCCCGAGACUGUGCAGCGGGCGACUGAAGAUAUGCCUGCUGGCCCUCGUCCUCCUACAAACUGUCAUCAUCAUCUCAGCCUCGCAUAACUCUACGUUGCUGGACGUGGCCGCCAUUUUCUCUCCGGAGGAGGCCGCUCCGAACGAGGAGUGAACCCCUCGAUGGGGGGUGUCGGGGAGCGGGGUUAUGGCUUUUUACAGUGUCAUGGCCGCCAGGGACGAAUCUGGCAAGACGUGCCAGAGAUGUCACCGCGAUCUGCUGCCAAACGAAGCAUCAAUCACACAACGCGGGAGGGCUCGACCUGGAGAUCACUGGGCUGGAUAUCGACCCAAUCGAGAUGUUCGGGGACCACGCCCUACGAAGAACUGACCUCUUGCCACUAGGAACCUGCUCAUUGUUUCUAUCUCAUCCACAUGUUUUCUAGCAUAUCGUCCCUGUUUUCCUUCCCCUCCUGCCUUUCCUGUCCUCCGGUUUCAGUGUCUGGAUGGGUGAAAUGGACAUUGACGACGUGUGCAUUCCAGCUCAUCGUUACCUUUAGAUUUUUGCUGCACUUUUUCACCCUGGGUGUCAGAUUACUUUGACAUUUCCGCUCUGUUCUUCUCUCAAUCCCUCAUCUCCAUUGGUGCGCCGUACGUGUUGUUGCUCAAGGGCCUGUUGGCAUCAGCUCAUCCUUUAGUUGUGGAUCAUGCUUUCCCUCAGAAAUGUGGUUCUUCUGUGUUCCGUUGUCGAGCUUAUGUUGUUUUUUUUCUACUGGAUCUUUUGUGAACCCCUUACAACGGCACAUGCCUAAGCAUUUUAGGACCUUAAGUGCUCUGAGACUCGCUUCCUCCUCUGACUUGUUCUGCAGUUGGAUAAGUUGGGAGUCAAGUGGAAAGGUUGGUGAUACUGCAACUGUCUGAGGCGUUUUCUUUAAUGUUUUCCUUUUAGUCUUUGACGGGACGCCGCUUGUUCUAAGUGUUUAGUUCACCUUACACCACAGUGGCUAGUCUUACUGGUUAAAUUGUUUGUGUGGGAGAAUGCUGGAGUUGGAAAAGGCCAGAACACAGGGAGCCUCACUCAUCAACCAUGAACCUGUCUCCAUAAAUAGGCUUUUCCCACCAAUCGGUUCCACUGUUUAACCACUUCUUAACUGGUCCAGUUUGGAUUUCCACAACCAGAAAACAACUUUUACUCUUUAUCUCAGUAUCCCCAUCUUAGUUAUUAAAAGUUGACUAUAAUAAAACACAGCUGGGACUUAUUAGAACAUAGCAGAGGGUGAUAUCAAAAUAAACAGCAGGAGGCAAAGUUGUAAACAUUUCCUCUCAACUUCCAAGCAUAAGAAAAGGCAUUUAUUGCCUGCAGCUUUUUUCCUGUGACCCCACACCGCUGUAAUUCUUACCAGCAAGCGCUCUAAUUUAGUAAGAAAUUACUUCAUGCCUCAAUUAAUAAAGUGCCUCUCUUUACAUACAAUAAUAACCACAAUAAAUAAACUUAAAUUAAGGUGCAACAAGACAGCUGAGUCAAAGUGAAAGAUGUAUUGUGAUAAAUGGUUAACUCUAAAAUGUUGUUUUCUAAAAUUUCACUUUAUUUUUACAAGAAUUCCCCACUGCUUUCACUUUACAAGGUUUUAUUUAAAACACCUCAAUGAAAUAGAUCAAAACAGUUUGCAGGAUCAUAAUCUUAAUUCUUUAGAUAGAAACUCAAAUUUCUACCUUUGAUUAGAUUAUCCACAAUAGUUUAAAAACUUUACAUGGGGAUUAUAGGAUUUUACUCGGAGAUAACCCUGCAAGCUUCUCAGCUCGAUGCUUGAACAACGAAGCACAUGUCAUGGUAGGAGGAUGGAAAGUCAUGCAUAAAAAACUGCCAAAAUCAAAACCGUAAUUUUGGCAAGUGGUUUAAACCCUCUCCAGGCAGAUGCUGCAGAUUUGCAGCAGCUCAAUGCUACUUAGCUAGUCUUUGCAAGUAAUUUGAGCCUGAGAGGGUUAAAACUGUGCAAAAAGCAGCCAUAACCUUGCAUGUGUUUGGACGACUUUUUAACCAGAUUGGUGGCACGUUUUGCUGCCCAUAGAUGGUGCAGUUGUUUCAGUUCCGAAGCACAAAAGUUAAUAGAGAAACAAAAACAAGGACAAAAGAAAAUGUGUGACCCUCGAGCACAAAACUUUUUUCCCCAUGCGAGGAUUAUGCUAACUGCAUAAUAUCCAAAUACAGAUAUAAACAUUUUGUUUUAUUAUGGAAAACAGUUAAAUAUGAAAACCAAUCAUAUAAUGUAUCACCCAAUAAUAUCAGCAAAACCUGCUAAUCCAGGAACCUGGAAGUUAACUGCAUGUAAUGGAGGUUUGACCUUUAAGGCAGACCAGAGUUCACUCAUUUAGUUCAGAUGUUUGGAAAAGGGUUCAGGCUAAACAAAAAGUGCCCAAAGAAACACCACAUCUGUACUCGUACUAGAGGUUGAGAUGGUGGAAAUACAAAGAACUGGUGCUAAGCAAGAACUAGCAACAAAGAGACAAUAUAGAGUGGAAAACUCUUAGAGCUAGUUGAGGUAGUUCAUUUCUGAGGAACUGCUUUCAUAGAACAGAUUUGUAUUCCUACUCCAGUACAGAAACCUUACCAUGGUGCCCUUGGUAUGUAAGCAAAAAAUGCUAAACUGAACUUCUACUGAUCCAGACAAUCCAGUCAGUUCAAUGCUUCUUUGUGUUGGUGGGUAGGUUCAACCUCACCUUAUGUCCUUCACCCUUGAAUGGUCACGCCCACUUUUGGGGGAAGCAGAUACUUUGAUUUGAAUGGGUUGUUUGGUGAACUGGGCUAACUAUCUUAAGGUGACUAGAUUAUUAAUAUCAAGAAAAAUGUAAUUAUCCAGACAUUCACUUAAGUCUUUCUGGGGCUCUGCAUCGAUUUGAAUCCCUUCACUUCAGAGUUUUUCUUUACAAUGUACCCAAUUAGCAACCAGAAAGAACAUAGUGUAUAUGUGUCCUGGUGUGCUUUUUUAGUCAAGAGACCAAUUCAGUUCAACACCCAACAGUUUGAAGGUACUCCCAUUUAAAUUGUAGCAUCUCCCAAAAGUUUCCGUUGACAUUGUGCAGGGGGUUAAGUACACAGGGGUGAGGAACCAACCUAUUUGCCUCUAAAUAAGUGGCAGUGAAACCUGCGUGGGAACUUCUUUGAGUCUUCUUGUGGAGAACUGGAACUCAGGAGGUUUCUGGCUGCUCUAGAUGGCCGCAAAUGUUUUACUUGGCGAAUGAGGCUCCCGGAUCUUUAGGUGACUUUUGGCCGAAUGAUGCAUCAAAGCGGGAGAAAGUGGUGAAAUCGAAACACUUCAGGGUUAGCUUCUUCUUCUAGACAAGUUCUCCUGCGGUCAGUUUGGCUUUUCAGGAUCUCAGAGUUUGUACAAGUCAGUCAAUCAAACUACCUACUCUGAAAAUCACCCCAGUUGAUCAGUUAUAUUCUUUAUCUGACGAGCAAAGAGUCAGUGUGCAAGGAGUGUGAAGAGUUUUUAAAGGGCUGAUCCAUCCACUUUUAUGCUGUUUUCUGAUUUUCAAAUGGCGCCUUCUAGUCAAUCAUCUUUUCCCCCCUUUUUUUUUUACUAGCGAAAGGACAAAAACAAGACAUUUCUCCAAAUCCGAGUCACUGAGAAAAUAUUGCAUAAAUAACAUGGUUGCUUUCUAAUAAUGGCUGAUCUGUCCUAAUACUUUUAGCAGUGGAAACAUUGUAUGAGCUACUUGGCAUCAGAUAACAAUCUGGCCCAGUUGGACGACCCUUGACCCUUCUUUUAAGGCCUCCCAGAUGAGAGAAGACAUUCUCCACCCACAUGUUUGGCUGCUCCCAUAUAUUUGGCUCUGCCCCCUUAAUCAUUAGCUGACUGAGUCCUGUGGAUCUAUGCAGAUGAACCCCCCGCCUCAAAUCUCCCCAGCCACUGUCCUUCGCCUCCUCUAGUCCUUUCUGUUGUAAAUAUGUCCUGAGGAUGUGGAAUCCCCUAAAAGUCGCCCCUUCCUGCCUUUCCUGGUCCCUCCCUCCCCCACCCGCUGGAAUCUCUGUGUUUUCUGUUCGGCUCCUCGGUUUUUGUCUGUUUUUUGAGAUUUUUGCCACAUUUUUCUGUUGUCUAAAGCAGUGGUGUGAGUUGAUGAGUAGGACAAAGUUGGAUGUUUAAAGGGUUGACAUAAAGAGGUCUUUAAGAAUAUAUAGAUAUAUAUAAAUAUAUAUAUAUAUGAAAAAGACAAAGCUUGAAAUGAGAAAAGGUUUAAAUAUAGAGAAAAAAUAUGAUAAAAGUUGUCAUAUUGUCAUACUAGAGAUGCUUUAGUUUGCUAUUUUACUUUCUUUUUUUUUCUACAAAAGACUUGGAUGAAAAUUAUUUAUAAAAAUGCGUCCCACAAGUCAUGACCUUUUUUGGACGUGAAACAAAUACAUUUAUUAACAUUUUGUUCAAAGGAAAAUAAAUAUAAAUUAUGUUAAACAUGA